CUUCUUACGAUCGAUCUGCAAAUAAUUUGACUACUUGAAUCAAUCGAAUUCAAAGGUUGAUCCGUGAGAUUUCGUCAUCAUCGGCUCAACAAUGCAUCACUGGGUUCAAGCUUCUUCUUCCGAUUUCAGCGGAACUCCUCCAAAGCCGCGGAGUGGACAUACAGCUGUCAAUGUCGGAAAAUCCAUGGUUGUGGUGUUUGGUGGUCUCGUCGAUAAGAAAUUUCUCAACGACAUCAUUGUUUAUGACAUUGAGAACAAACUUUGGUUUGAGCCAGAAUGUACUGGCAGCGAGUCUGAAGGAAAAGUAGGUCCUACAUCGCGUGCCUUUCAUGUUGCUAUCACAAUUGAUUGCCAUAUGUUCAUCUUUGGUGGACGUUCUGGUGGCAAGAGGUUGGGCGACUUUUGGGUUCUAGAUACAGAUAUAUGGCAGUGGUCUGAGCUGACUAGCUUUGGCGACUUACCUACACCUCGUGAUUUUGCUGCUGCUGCUGCUAUUGGGAACCAAAAAAUUGUUUUGUGUGGCGGCUGGGAUGGGAAAAAGUGGUUGUCAGAUGUAUAUGUUAUGGAUACAAUGUCCCUUGAAUGGAUGGAGCUUUCUGUUUCGGGUUCAUUGCCACCUCCUAGAUGUGGCCAUACGGCCACCAUGGUUGAGAAACGGUUACUUGUUUUCGGUGGCCGAGGAGGUGGUGGCCCAAUCAUGGGUGAUUUGUGGGCUUUGAAGGGUCUGAUAGAUGAAGAGCGUGAAACACCUGGAUGGACCCAACUCAAGCUUCCUGGUCAGGCACCAUCAUCUCGAUGUGGUCAUACAGUUACAUCUGGAGGGCAUUACCUUCUCUUAUUUGGAGGACAUGGAACUGGUGGAUGGCUGAGUCGUUAUGAUGUCUAUUAUAAUGACACUAUAAUCUUGGACAGAGUAACCGCUCAGUGGAAGCGCUUACCAAUAAGCAAUGAGCCCCCUCCUCCUCGAGCUUACCAUACCAUGACUUCUAUUGGGGCUCGUCAUCUUUUAAUUGGUGGUUUUGAUGGAAAAUUGACCUUCGGUGAUCUCUGGUGGUUGGUGCCCGAAGAUGAUCCGAUAGCCAAGAGAUCUUCUUUACCUCAAGUUAAAAAUCCUCCUGAAAUCAAGGAUUCAGAGAGAGAAUUGGAUAAGGAAAGGGGACAAGAGGUAUCCAGUAUUGUUGAAUUGCAAAAGAAAAUGGGAAUAUCUGUUUCAUCAGAGCUGCGUCUUCAAAUUCCAGAGGAGUCAGAAGAUCAAGAAUUUGUUGAAUUAGGAUCAAGAUUAAUUGAGGGAGAUGUAGGUGAUGAUCGGGUCUCCACGAUUCAGAUGGCAGCUCAAGCACUUCGUCAGCAUUGGAAAGAGUCCACUCCGACAACUUUACAACUUAAAGAGCUUUGUUCCUUACUUCGAGAUUAUCAGCGACUAGUUACUCGAAAAUACACAGCACAGAGCAGCUUAACAUUUGCUAACUUUGGCCUCCCCGGAACGGAAACCUUUACGUUUUAUCAUAUCAAAAGUUCUUCCGAGUUGCGGAUUAAUGAUAUCCCCAAGUUGCUGGAAGAAUACAAAACCCUUCUAAUCUGAAUGAGCCACCUCACACUCACAAGGGAGCAAAACCAUCUCUAGGCAAACAGGUAUGUCGAAGGUAAAAUUCAUUAUCGCAAGGACCCAACAGUCUUGUUGAUCUCAUCCAGCUUCUUCACCCUUACUCUUUCACUUUCAGCCAGUAGCUGCCAAGAAGAUCACGGAGAUUACGAUCAGUAUCACAAGCAACCCACAAAGUUAUUAGUCUUAGAGAAUCAGAUCUAUGAUAGGUACAGUCGAUUUACCUCCAUUAAGAUUGAAACGAGGUGCGCUUUUUCUUUGUUCUUUUCGUCGAAAGCCUCCAGUACCUCUUUGUAUUCCUUCU
Capsella rubella is the source of this 1907-nucleotide messenger RNA. RefSeq names its product acyl-CoA-binding domain-containing protein 5. Gene Ontology annotation, molecular function: protein binding. Bases 92 to 1582 code for a protein of 496 amino acids. Lineage: Eukaryota; Viridiplantae; Streptophyta; Magnoliopsida; Brassicales; Brassicaceae. The record is from RefSeq and is a predicted model, not a curated record. The transcript is spliced from 17 exons.